UGCACCAGUCUAUCCUUUAUUUAUCAACCCAAUAUCAUCAUUGUUUUCCUCAUUUUACUCAAAUGGACGGAGAUGGAGAAUACGACUACGAUAUAUAUGAUGAAGAUAUUUACGCUGAUGAAGACCCGUACUAUGUGGAUGAAUACAAUUGGGAUCCAUACUCUACCGGAGAAGGAUCGAGUGUUCCCAUCCCCAAACCUCAAUCAAGGCAGCAACGGAGACUAGAUGUUGUAAGGCAACAGAGGAGAGUAGAUGCUGCACAAGCCAUUAUAAACAUCCACAAUGAUGCGUACAUGGUCAAGGAACCUUGUCGUACAUCCGCAUUGACUGGUGCGGAGUGGCUCGCUGAGUUGAACGUGGGUCACCCUAAGCGUAUGUAUCAAUCAUUUCGUAUGAGCAAAACCAAUUUUUUUGCACUUUGUGAGUUGCUGGAGAGCCGGUAUGGGUUGGAAGAGGGGGAACGAAUUUCGGUGCAGGAGCAGGUGGCUAUCUUUUUAUGGAUUGUGGGCCAACGAGCGAAUAAUAGAAAUGCCCAAGAGCGUUUUCAACAUUCGGGCGAGACGAUAUCUAGGCGUUUCCAUAAUGUACUACAUUCCCUUAAUGCCAUGGCUAUCGACUGGAUUAAACCUUGGCCAUGGCCUCGCGAAGAAGUGCAUUCGAAAAUACUAGGGAACAACAGAUACUAUCCACAUUUUGCGAAUUGCAUUGGAGCAAUUGAUGGAACUCACAUAAAGGCCCAUCCUGAACCAGAGCAGCUAUUGCGAUGGAUUGGUCGGAAGGGAUAUCCAACACAAAACAUAAUGGCGGCAUGCGAUUUUGAUAUGUGUUUCACUUUUGCAUUAACGGGAUGGGAGGGAAGUGCGCACGACACAAGGAUAUUCAAUGAUUGCUUAAGGAAUCCAGAUUUCAAUUUUCCGGCCCCACGAGGAGAUGAGUUUUAUUUGGUAGACGCCGGGUAUCCAAAUACUCGAGGUUUUCUAGCACCAUACAAAGGUUGUAUAUAUCAUACUCCCGAAUGGCGUAAUGGAGCUGUACCAAGGAAUGCAUAUGAAAAAUUUAACAAAAUACACUCAUCCCUUAGGUGCACCAUCGAAAGGACCUUUGGAGUAUGGAAAGCGCGUUGGCCCUUGGUAUGCGACAUUCCCGUUGGGUACACCAUGGAAACGCAAAGAGAUCUUGUAACUACAACAAUGGCCAUCCACAAUUUCAUAAGAAGGAGUAACAUGCCCGAUAUUCCUUUUGGCUUCUAUGAUCGGCGACCUAAUUUUUUGCCUUCAGAUGCAGGUGUGGAAACUACAGCACCUAAUGGUCAACAUGGACAUGUGAUCGUUGGAGAUGAUCAAGACAUGGAAAAUGUAAGGGCUUCAAUUCGGGAUUGGAUUGUCUCUAACCGUAUCCGUUAGAGGAGUUGUUCGGUGUCAUAGUAUAUGUUUG
Rhododendron vialii is the source of this 1434-nucleotide messenger RNA. Its product is annotated as protein ANTAGONIST OF LIKE HETEROCHROMATIN PROTEIN 1-like. Bases 63 to 1403 code for a protein of 446 amino acids. The record is from RefSeq and is a predicted model, not a curated record. NCBI's taxonomy places the organism in Eukaryota, Viridiplantae, Streptophyta, Magnoliopsida, Ericales, Ericaceae. The transcript is spliced from 3 exons.